This is a messenger RNA of Salpingoeca rosetta, 952 nucleotides long. RefSeq names its product TM2 domain-containing protein. The transcript is spliced from 6 exons. The record is from RefSeq and is a predicted model, not a curated record. Lineage: Eukaryota; Choanoflagellata; Craspedida; Salpingoecidae. The coding region runs from base 25 to 918 and encodes 297 amino acids.
UAUGCUGUUGCGACCUGUGCAGAGAUGCGGACGGGGAUGACGAGAAGGUUGUUGUUGUGGUGGUGUGUGUUGCUGGUUGUGUUGAGUGGUGGUGGCCCGACACAGGCCACCAACUCCACCACGACCACGACCACGACCACGACAACACCAGCAAUGAACAACAGUACGUCAGCAUCACCAAUGAACAGUACUAUGAGUGCGCCAACCACGCUCAACGGCACGACUACAUCGACCGUUGCAAGCGUUACAAAUGUGACAAAUGCCACCAUGAAUGUGUCAGCGCCAACCACGACCGGCACAACAGCCACAAGUGCAACGAGUGCUGUAAACGCAAGCACAUUUGCCACGACAACAACAACAACAACAACAACAACAACAACAACGACGACGACGACGACGACGAGGGGUGGUGACGGUGUGCCGGCUGGGACUGCAGGUGCAACAGCUUCUCUUCCCUUCAACCCCAACAACCCAUGCGUCCCUUGCGAGCUUCUGCCGGACGAGUUCCUGGACUGCGAUCGACCGGGCAAAGAAACGAAAUGCAAGUUUGGUGCGACAUCAAUGGCAAAUCUCAAGUACACUAACGUGACAUGCCGUGUCCUACCUAACAUCGAGUGUUUUGGCCCUGCACCCUUGGAUCAGUGUACGCGAUCGUCCAAUGCAACCGCGCGCACAUUUGUUCGCCACUCUGUGCCCUGCAUCAAGUACACGGGCCAUUACUUCCUCACCACCCUCCUCCUCAGCAUAUUCCUCGGGAUCUGCGCUGCGGACCGCUUCUGUCUUGGCUACAAGUGUUCCGCCGCAGGCAAACUGCUCACCUUGGGCGGGCUUGGGUUUUGGUGGAUUGUGGAUAUUGUGCUGCUGCUGACAGGAAAUCUGCGCCCGUCUGACGGAAGCUCGUGGGAGCCGUACUUCUGAUGGUGAUGAUGAUGAUGAUGAUGAUGAUGAUGAU